Messenger RNA from Rotaria sp. Silwood2, 1044 nucleotides. The record is from the annotation of a GenBank genome assembly. NCBI's taxonomy places the organism in Eukaryota, Metazoa, Rotifera, Eurotatoria, Philodinida, Philodinidae.
AUGCGUACCAUUGCGUCCUGGCUCAUUGCCAUGGCUAGUGUUGAUCGCUAUUUGAUCUCAUGUUGGAAUGCCAAUCGACGUCGAAUGAGCAACUUGAAGAAUGCUUAUUAUUGCAUUACUAUUAUCGUUAUCCUUUCCUUUUUAGUUUGGGCUGAAACUGCCUAUUGUUUCGACGCACCUCUUGUUGGUACACCACAAAAGUGUUAUGCUAAGUCUACUCCAUGCCGCAUCUUCAAUGAUCUUGCUCAAUCAUUCAUCACAACAAUAAUUCCAUCGUCGAUAAUGCUUGUUUUCGGCUUGUUUACAAUUCGCAAUGUUCUACAAUCUCAACAAGUUCAACCUGUAACAAUGGCUACACUAACUAAUACAACUGGAGGAAAUCGAAGAAAUGAACGAAGUCUGACUGUGAUGUUAAUUGCACAAGUCAUUCUUCUUACAAUCUUCUCACUUCCAUUAGCUGGCCAAAAGUUUUAUUUAACUUAUACAUUCUAUCAACCGAAGACACCGACUCAGAGAGCAAUUGGAAGCGGUGGUGUUGGUAAAUCAGCUUUAACACUUCAAUAUAUGUAUGAUGAAUUUGUUGGUGAUUAUGAACCACCUUUUGAUGGUUCAUAUCGAAAAGCAGUUAUGCUUGAUGGCGAAGAAGUUCAAAUUGAUAUAUUAGAUACAGCUGCUAUUCGUGACACUUAUAUACGUACUGACGAAGGUUUUCUUCUUGUUUUUGAUGUAACUGAUGCUGAAUCAUUUUCUGAUUUAAAUGAACUCCAUGGUGAAACAAAUAUUCCAGCAAUAUUAGUUGGAAAUAACAUUGAUUUAGCUAAUAAACGUACAGUUUCAUUUGAAGAAGCUGAACAGCAAGCACAUAGUUGGUCAAUACGAUAUAUCGAGACAUCAGCAAAAACAACAGAUAAUGUUGAUAAAGUGUUUUGUGAAUUAAUGAGAAUUAUACGACCAUUGAAAAAUCUAACCACAGAUACAUAUACUAAUCCAAUUAAUCAAAAUAAAGAUGAAGAAAGAGAUACACAAUGUUGCCUUAUUUUGUAG